CGCUACGUAGAUCGUCAGUGAGGCAGGACCAUGUGUGACACGGUGCGUGACACGAUGCGCGCCGACGAUGGAACCAUGGAGCGAGAUCUGUCCGACGGAAAGACCAUUCGCUUUCGCGGUACUGGCAAAUCGGAAAUUCAUGUGUCACCUCACGGUAAACGGGUGGAAAAUGUGGAUCUGCCGCGUUACAGAUCACAAUUCUCAGACGGGCAAGCUACAGCGCAAAAACAACGAAUAUCAUUGAUGCAAUUCCUAAGGACAGAAUUAACAAGGGGCUAUCAGUUGGAGCACGACGAGGAGAGAUUCUCCGCUAGAAGAGAAAAGGUCUACUCGUUUAUAAAAAUUCCCAAGGAGGUAGAAAAGUUCAUGUCCUACGGUUUCCUUCAGUGUGCAGAUUCCUUCCUGUUUGUGUAUACGUUCUUACCAUUGAGAUUCGCGAUGGCUCUAUGGGCAGUGAUCACUCGGCCUUUGCGACAUUGCUUGAGGAGCGGGAAAGUCCGUACGAAAAAUGCAGAAAAGUAUUUGAGUCCGGCUGAAGUGUGCGAUUUAUUGAAGGGAGUCGUAGUGGUAGGUUGUUGGGCAGCCACCUGGAAAGUGGACACCUCCAUGAUGUAUCAUUUAGUUAAAAGCCAAUCGGUGAUAAAAUUGUACAUAUUCUAUAACAUGUUAGAAGUAGGAGAUCGUCUUUUCAGUGCUUUCGGUCAAGACACUAUAGACGCUCUGCUGUGGACUGCCACUGAGCCACGCACGCGCUCACGUUCUACCCGCGCGAAACAUCUGGGUACAUUGCCGCAUCUCUUCUUCGCCCUGGCUUAUGUGCUAUUGCACAGUAUACUGGUGCUGUUCCAAGCCACAACUUUGAACGUGGCGAUCAACAGCAGUAACAAAGCCCUUCUCACGAUUAUGAUGUCCAACAACUUUGUCGAACUGAAAGGUUCCGUCUUUAAGAAAUUCGACAAGAACAACUUGUUCCAAUUAUCCUGCGCCGACGUCCGGGAGAGAUUUCAUCUGACCAUGCUACUCCUCGCGGUGACUCUGCAAACGAUGAAGGAAUACGCCUGGCACAGCGACCGCCUUGCCGUUCUGCUGCCUGAUUGCAUAAUGCUGUUAUUUGCGGAAGUGCUCGUUGACUGGGUGAAGCACGCGUUCAUCACGCGCUUCAACGAGCUGCCGUCCACCGUCUACAGGGAUUAUACCGUGAGCCUGGCUUACGAUAUGGCGCAGACGCGUCGGGAAACCGCGUUCUCCGAUCCCUCGGACCUGGUCGCACGCCGAAUGGGCUUCAUACCUCUUCCCUUGGGAGUCGCCAUGGCUCGCGUUCUGUGUACAACCCUGACGCCGUCCGCGAGACCCGCCAAUCUCAUACUUUUCCUUCUAGCUUAUCUCAUCCUGGUGGCUCUCCGCAUAUUAAACAGUCUGAUUAUCCUUGGCAAAGCGUGCGACAUAAUAUCGUCCCACGCGCAAGGCGACAGAAACGACGUGGGCGUCAAGUCUUCGACGCAGGAUCGCGCCAACAGCGGCGUCAACAUGAAGGAUCCGAACCUCGGCACGGCCAUCUUCUCGAACAGCGCCGUCAGCUUGAAUAACGUGUGCUUGAACGACGCGUUUCUCGAGUCGGAGGAGCCGCAGAAAUCCGAGAAGCUCCAGUGUAACGUGGACGAACUGACGAGUGUUACGAAAACCGUACUAGGACUAAGGACAGGAAGCGAACCCCUUCUCUCGCAGUGACAAAUCUCGCUAGUACAAUUUAAACGUGAUGAUUUCUUGGUUUAAUGGAUUGUACAUAUUUUCCGUUGUAUAUAUACACACAGGUACUACGUGGACGCUUCUUCACAAUUACAUCUAUAUUUGUAUUGUACGGUAAGCGUGCGUACGCGCGCGAUAUGCGUCUGUGUAAGAGUAAUAAAUUUGCUUACUAUUUAUUGGUAUAAAAAA
Molecule: messenger RNA, 1935 nt
Organism: Ooceraea biroi (clonal raider ant)
Lineage: Eukaryota; Metazoa; Arthropoda; Insecta; Hymenoptera; Formicidae
Product: protein TAPT1 homolog
Biological process (GO): positive regulation of cilium assembly
Cellular component (GO): ciliary basal body; endoplasmic reticulum membrane
Source: RefSeq, a predicted model, not a curated record